Penaeus monodon (black tiger shrimp) is the source of this 4194-nucleotide messenger RNA. RefSeq names its product protein encore-like (gene enc). The record is from RefSeq and is a predicted model, not a curated record. Lineage: Eukaryota; Metazoa; Arthropoda; Malacostraca; Decapoda; Penaeidae. Gene Ontology annotation, molecular function: nucleic acid binding.
UGUUAUUGUGACUAUUGAUUGCAUGAUGCAGUAUUUUUAGUUCAAUUACACCGAUUUUUUGGGGCUUCCACCUCGAUAGCGACUGGAUUUUCGUAAAAUGAAAGCUUAAUGAAAUGCGGAAGUGAGACCAGACGUAAUUCGGAGAUUGGAGGCGGCAUCGCAUGACGUCACUUCUGCUUUCAGCCAAUCAUAUCCCAUUAUGUAGAUGAUUUCAGGGUGGAGGCCGUCACCCUGCCUAGCGCCUCUACUAACCUCGGACUCGGCGUGACGGCGGCAACCGGUCGCGGAGCCGCCCCCCUCGCCCCCUCGCCGCCCGUCGCCCCCCUCGACGCCGCCGCCGCCGCCGCCGCCGCCGCCAGGGAAGAGCCCCGCCGCCGCCGCCGCCGCCCCUACCUCGACGACCGCUCACUGCCAGGACCGCCAUCGUCCAGCCCGACCCGAGACCAGGACCGAAAUCACACCGGGACAGCCGUCGCCCGCCCCUACACACAUGUCGCAGCUGCACUCCCCGCGCCUCGCCAAUCCUUAGGUCUUGUUUGCCGCCAUCGUGCCGCCCUCGCGUGCUCCCGGCAUGGCCCAGCUGGAAAUACCGUCCAUAGUGGUUCACAACGGAUCAAGCAGCACGCCGGGCAGCCCCAGCAUGGAGCGCCCCUCCAGAUCACUGCGCCAGCACCGUACCCUCUCAAAGCAGAUUUCCCUCCUGGACGACGACUGCGAUGAAGGCUUGGACGACAGCAGGGACUUGCUGCCUGAGAGUCCAACCUCACACGGUGCCAACCACAGCCUCUCGGCCACCACUGCUGGUCUUGAUGAAGUGUCUCCGCCGCUACCUACAGCCAACUUCACUCAUCACCACAGUGGCCUGCCCCAUGGCCCUGGACCAGGAGGAGGAGGAGGAGGAGGAGGUGGUGGUGGCAGUAGUGGUGGUGGGGGUGCUAGUGCUGGGGGUGGAGGAGGAGGAGGAGGAGGAAGUAAUAGUAUUGGAGGAGGAGGAGGAAGGAGAAAAGAAGAGGAGGAAGAAGGAGAGGAAGGGGUGGGAAGAGGAACAGUGGGGGACAGUGGAGGAACUGGUGGGAACAAUGGCUGCAGCAGAAAUAGUGCCUCCAAUAGUCAGUCAGGUCUCAGUGCACCCAAUCAAUGUGGUUCAGUUCUUGGUAAUUCUGGCCAAACACGCUCCAAAUCUCUGGAAUUAAAUCAGCAACGCUCAACCGAAUCUGAUAAAGACGCGCCUCUAGUCACGUCUGCAAGACACAGGCAUCAUGGAGGGAAGCUAAAACUCUUGCAACGAAGCCAUGCCAUGCGCGAAGACACAUCACCACCACCAGAGAUUCUGGAGCCUGCACCCCCCUCACCCCACUGUAACAGCCACUCGAGCAGUGGGGGAAGCAAUACCCUCACUGUGACCUCGGGUGGUGGCAACAGGAGGCGACUGAAGCAUCAGGGUUCCUCACAGGGGUCCUUUGAUGGGUCCUCGCCCUGUUUGUCGCGAGCAAACAUGUGGCCCAAAAUACAAGCAGUAGGCUUAUAUUUGCUUCAUCCAGAUGCAUUGUUGUUCCAGCAUUUCCUCAACCUUACAAUCAAAAACCCUGAUCUCCUCAAUCCCCAGGGCUUCAUCCUGAAUACACCAGUGCGAACGCACCACAAGUUUCCUCCAAUGUCAUCAUACCAGCGAAUGCUUGUUCACCGGUGUGCUGCAUUUUUUGGACUUGAGCAUAAUGUAGACCAAGCUGGAACUGCUGUCAUAGUCAACAAAACGCGGAACACACGCCUUCCUGAGACGCGGUUCAGAGACCACUGCCGUGAUGAUCUCUUAGUGCCAGAUGAGCCUAAGAGGUCCAUACUUAAAAGAGACUCAUCAUCCUUUGAUGAUGGGUCUAACUAUAAGUCCCUAGAUAGACAGUACAGCUCAGAGUCCAGGCGGAGCAAGAGCUUCGAGGAACGAGAAGAGGAGUACGAAAAAGUAAGGAAGCGAAUAUUCAGUCAGGAGUCUUUGUCAUCAGCUGAUGGUCUAGGAGAUUCACCUGUCAGAGGUCAUGAUUCAAGAAGAAACUCCCAAGAUGACUCACGGUGGCAUGACUCACGACACUGGAAUUUUAUAGAUUCAGAAAUCUCACAUCGAAAACAUCAUUAUGACAAUCAUAGAUUAAGGCCAGGCAGAUUACCAAAGGUGGAGUCAUUCGAGAGCAGAGAUACACUCCAUCCAAGAUCACUAAGACCACCUGUUUUUAAGUCACACAGCUUUGGGGGAUAUAGUGGUGGUGUUACUGUUUUAUCCAGAGGAGAAUCGGUUUCGAGUAAUAUAUCAUCUUCUAGAUUAAGUAAACAGGACUCAACCAGUAGCCGUUUAAGUGACCAGAGCAGCAGUUCCGGGUAUAAAACACAAAGGCAAGACACCAGUUCCACCAACGUGUCGAACACCCUCUCCACCACGCCUUCCCCAACUACUAGUCAGCAUCAGCACACUUCCAGUGGUCAGAAUGCGGGUAUGUGGGGAGGUGAAGGUGAUGGUCAGGCAGUAAUGUGGGCAGUAACAGAUAUGGAAGCUGUGCCAGCUGGUGCAAUGCUUAUAAACCCACAGAGUGGACAGCCGUACAUGAACUCUGAUGGAUCUGUCUAUCGAUUUGAUCCAAACAACGCACAAUAGUCUAGUGUAUUGCCAGCAGUUUCAGCAAUCGGAAUACUAGAAAAGGAGACAUCAGUAGAAAAGGAAGCAACAGGCUCUUUAGGGGGAAGUUUAGGAGUAACGCAACAAUCGGCCGUCUCCCCUGCUUCCUCCCAUGACCUUCCUCCUUCAACGUCGUCAAGCGUUUGUAGUCCACCGAGUAAACAGCCAAGUCAUCAGCAGAGCUCACCAGAACCUCCUCAACACAGUGUGGUCACUUGUGUAACAUCUACAAGUGGAGAAGUAAGAGAGUCAGAAACUAACAGUGAUACAGGUAAUGGAAAUACGGGUGAAGUCAUCCAGCAACCUCCUCAGAUGAUCUAUCCACAGUAUUAUCAACAUUCACAGCUAGAUGCAAGAACAUUCUCGCAGGAGGGCGGCGUGAAUGAAGUGACCAGUAACCUCCGAGCCCUGUGUUUAAGUGGUCCAAACAGCGGGGGUGAGAGCAACAGUGACAUCACAACAAUUCAGAUGUCAGCGGCCCCAGUCCACCAGAGUUAUGUUGUUCCUCGACAGUACUCGCAGCCUGUGUACUACAUGCCAGCAGGAAGUAUGGGGAACAUGAGUGGAUCCCUAAAGUAUGUGUACCCCCAGUACCAGAUGGCUCCGGUACAGGCAACUCCAACAGGAGUACAGGCAGCGACAGGAGUACAGUCAGCGAAUUUACAGCAGGUCCAAGCUAUUCCUGCUGUCCCAGCUGUGCCAGCUGUGCCAGGGGGUAUUAGUGCAGCACCAGCACCCCCAGCUGGGCACCAUGCUACACUGGAGCACAACCAUGUCAUACCUCCAGGUGGAGGAUAUGUCCCAGGAGGCUACACAGUUGUCACUUACCCAGCAGGAGGUAGUGUUGGAACUGGCGCCAACGGACAGGAGACAGGAGGCACGACAUACUACUACCAGCUCCCUGCAGCAGCUGCAGCUGGCCUCAGUGGUCCCAUCCCAGCUGCACAGCCGGUUCCAACAAGUCUACAGCAAUAUACUCUAACGCCAACUACUUCUAGCUCGUAUCCACAGAUGGGUAGCAGCAUGGGGUACUACACAGCAAGCGGCAUGCCAGGCGGUGGUGUAUACCAGACAGUGGGGGGCAUGCAAGGUAUGUCUGCAGGGAUGUAUGGGACCCCACAAGGCCCCACGGCAGCGGGUCACACUGCUACUGUCUCCUACAGGGCACCAACACCCCCACAGACACCUAGUACACAGGGCAUGAGUAUGAACCUGGGGUAUGUGAGUGGCGGCAGUGGGGGGGCCGGGGUCGCCCCAGGGGGGGAGUGGGUGGGCAGUAUAUGGCAAUGGUUCCCCCCCAGCAGCCCCCCACCCCCACGUCCCACGCUCCUCCCCAGCUCUUCACAACCUUCUUUAGGCCGUCUGUGCAGAUGAUGGGUGGAUCUGCUGGAACACCUCCCCCUCAGCCUGUCUUACAGUUUGGCGGAGGAGGUGCCCCACCAACAGGUCCCACAGGAGCAGUCACCCCUCACCCUCCUGUCUUUGCCAAACCUUACAUAGGUCCUACUGUGCAUACCAUUAUGCCUGGA